This is a messenger RNA of Dothidotthia symphoricarpi CBS 119687, 824 nucleotides long. RefSeq names its product HAD-superfamily phosphatase. Gene Ontology annotation, molecular function: phosphatidylglycerophosphatase activity. The transcript has 2 exons. The record is from RefSeq and is a predicted model, not a curated record. Lineage: Eukaryota; Fungi; Ascomycota; Dothideomycetes; Pleosporales; Dothidotthiaceae. Gene Ontology annotation, cellular component: mitochondrion. Gene Ontology annotation, biological process: cardiolipin biosynthetic process. The coding region runs from base 281 to 724 and encodes 147 amino acids.
GCAUUUCCAAGAAAAGAUGGGGCAGCAGGAAGCGGGAAAGAGACGGACAUUCAGGCGGUAGUAAUCGACAAGGACAAUUGUUUUGCUGUUCCGCAUACUAAUGAGGUGUACAAGUCUUAUCAGGUAGGGCAAGCCCCAGAUGUUACCUAUAAGUCUUCGCUACAGCUCCAUCGUUUUACGUCUCGGCAUAGUCUCAUACGUACUGAAUGUCUAUACGUUACCAUUCUUUUCAUCCAAUCUUACCUUGCAGUCUGUUCCAUCCAAGGAGUUUGUCUGACCAAUGCCGCAGGACCACUUCCAACGUCUUAAGCAUGCUUACCCCGGCUCAAAAUUACUCAUAGUAUCCAACACAGCAGGCACGGACUCCGAUAAGGACCAGAAAGAAUCAGUGUUGCUGGAAGCUAACACUGGUGUAAAAGUCCUCCGGCAUUCCACGAAGAAGCCUGGCUGCAAAGAAGAAGUUAUGGCUUACUUUAAGGCGCAUCCGGAUUCUGGUGUAACAAGGCCUGAUCAGAUUGCAGUCGUCGGCGAUCGCCUAUCCACUGAUAUCAUGAUGGCGAACAUGAUGGGUAGCUACGGAGUUUGGGUCAGAGAUGGGGUGACGCCACCUGGGUUUGUUUGCAAGAAUGGAAGAUCGGUUACAAGGCUUCCUCUUUCGACGAGGAUAUUGUGCGCCCGAUCCAAGACGUCAGAAUCACUUCGAGUAGUCGGUAUGCUUGUAUAAUAUGUACAUUGUAUCUAUGCAACAUGUGGUUGCGUUCUUGUCUCAUCCAGCCACACUAACUGAAGUACUAACAUACCUUAAUGAAAUCUUUGAACGAGCC